This is a messenger RNA of Ictidomys tridecemlineatus (thirteen-lined ground squirrel), 8103 nucleotides long. The record is from RefSeq and is a predicted model, not a curated record. Lineage: Eukaryota; Metazoa; Chordata; Mammalia; Rodentia; Sciuridae.
AUCGAACCCAGUGCCUCACAUGUGCUAAGCUAGUGCUCUGCCACUCAGCCCCAGCCCCAGCCCACAAGUAGCUUUUUGAGCAUUCCUUCAUUAUCAUGUAUUGUCUCACCUUCCCCCUCUGGAGACCACUGGUAGGGUUCACAGGUGGGACCAUGCCCCCCAAAUGUGCCUGCAGCAUUCCCCUCUUUAUUUAAAGAAUAUUUAUUGGUGUUUGAGCAUUUCAUCUGCAGAUUCCAUUGAAUUAGAAAAAUUCAAAUAUGUGAACUCUCUUCCCUCCCCGCCCGGAAAUGAUUGUGUACUAGGCAAAAGACUGGACAAAAUCACAUAUCUUCCUGCCACGUCACAUCAUGUGGGAACCACCCCUACCCCCUUUUGGGGCAGUACCCGAGGCCUUGGUGAUGUGAAGCUGGAUCUGCUUCCGCUUUUGGCUCAUUCCCUGCAACUCCAACCCCCAUGUCUAUGUUCAGUUUUCACAGCAACUCGCCCUGACUUCUCCAUAAUCCUGGAGUCCCCCCACCUCCACCCUACCUGAUGAGUAACUCAAGACUGGUCUCUCUGCCCUCUCUGUCUUAUUAUCACAUAGAGAAGUCAUUGUUUUCUCCAGAAUCUGUGGUACUAUUCUAGCUUCAUUUAUAGCAGUUAUAAGACAGAAGCAUUUAUGGAUUGUGAGUUCCUUGGAUUGAGAACACUCAUUUUCACUAGCAAAUUCUUAGCCCUUGUUCAAGUGCCCAUCACAGAGUAAGCCCCUGGCAGAUGUUCAUGGAUGAAUAAAUGCUGUUUGUCCUGUGUAUCCUGAAGGCCACAAGUUCCACUAGCAGACUCUCAUGAAGUACCUAUUAUGCUUUCUUCAAUGUACAUGCCAACAGACCUUUGAUCCUGGCUGACUCACUAUUGCAGAUUCCUAUAUUGACAGUGAAAUGCUUUCCUAGAAGCAUUUUAAGCAGGACAAGGUAGGACUUCUCCUUGGAGGAAGAACACUGUGUGUGGCCAGUGUCACCCACCAGGGCACCCCUGUGUGGCAUAUGUAUGAUAAGGUAAGCAGAGCCAUAGUAGUCAGCUCUCUUUGGGAGCUGUGGGAGGUCUGCAUGUGGCUUUAUGGAGGCCCUCUCCUUUCCUUGAAGCCUGUGCAGACAGACUGCCACAGAGAGAGGUGCACCAGAGCUGGAGAUAUGGAGGAACAUAGGGCAUGGCGAAUCCCUGCCUUGCUCUGGGGCCUCAUCCAUGCACCAGAAUGGACCCUCUCUCCACCAGCUCCUCUAGAAGAACUGACACAUUCUGCUCCAUAUAUGCAGAUUAAAAAUGUCUUUUAAAUGGUCACUUAGAAAUUGGAUGGCAAUGCUGGAGUUAGCCUAAUGGUAGAGCACUUACCUGGCAUGUACAGGCCUUGGAUUUGAUUCCCAGCACACACAAAAAUAAAAGAAGCAGCAGAAGAAGAAGACAGAAAUUGGAUGACAACUUCAAGUCCAUAAUGGGGGGGGGCAAAAGAAGAAGUGAAAGUGCUUGGGAUUCCUCCAGCUUACUGGCAAACAGAGGCACCCACUGGUGCUCAUGCCCGGCAUGGCCAGAAGCUCUUAAACAACAGUUAUGAGAAUUACCAUUUUGAGAGGAAUCCUACUUGCCACCAAGAGUUCUCAGAAAUUAGCAGUCCACAAUAUGCGCUCACUCCAUACCCAUUCGGUUACUGACCUAAAAAACAAACACUGAAAUACUCAAUGACUUGUGUAAUGUUUAAUGUGUUAACAGUAGGCAAAUAAGCUUUUUAGUGGGGCGGGGUGGGGUAUGCCUUGCCCUUCCUGGCCCAGGAGGAUCAAAGUGAGCCCUCUUCAGAGAGGAGUUCUACUUCAGAUGGAUGAGGUAGUUGCUUUGCCAGUGGCCAGCCCUAUAUCUGCCUUGGCCUGGCUUUUGGGGCUUUGUGGGCCCUGGUCUUGGCGGUCACUGCCUCUGGGACUCUGUGCUGCCAUGGGGUUGAGUGCUAUAGGGAGCACUUCCUAUAGCACUUCCUUCCCCUGUGUGCAUCAGCUUUCGUAACCACAUAGCUCUCCAGGUUUUGCAAUUCCGGGAUCUCCUCCUCUACAUUCCUGACACUGCACAUAAGGCCUGGCACAAACAAAGAGCAACAAGCAGGGUGCUGGGAUGCAGGAGCAAAUUGUGGGGACUGAAGGGAUAAUUUUGCCCUCUUGUUCUCAAGGUGACAUUCUGGAAGUGAUAUAGUGUUAGAAGGGUGCUCACUGCCUUAGGAUUCAGGGAAUGGAGGAGUGUAGUGGCUAAGAGCACAGGUGUGGGGGUUAAAACAGGCUAAGGAGCACAGCCUGUCCCAGCGGCCUCCUGGCACCGUGAUCUUGAGCUGAGUACUUCCUCCUGGCUUAGUCAUCUAUCAAGGGUGGUACCAGGGGCCAAAGCUGCAUAAGGAUGCCAUCAGAACAUAGUGGGUAAAAAUAUAGAAAACAGAAACUUAUGUCCUCAAGCACCAGAGAGAGCCAAGGCCCCCUCCCUUCCAAGUCCUGUGUGUUUCAAAUCCCUGGGUCUUUGCUAUCAGAGCUGUUCUGUUUGAAGUAACACACUGGCAAUCCAUUCUGCUCACUUACUCUAACAUGGUAAGAGGUGUUUUAUGAUUAUUGUCCAAAUUUUGCUCAAUUACCCUCCAUCUGCCCAAAGGUGCCAGAGAGUCAUGCCCGUUAGUCCUGGGUCCCUCCUGAUGUCCUGCAAAGCCUCAGCUCUCCCACACUCCAGGGCCACCCUGCUGCACCCCAAAGGCUUGCUGGCCCCGCCCCGGAGCCCUCUGUGCAGCACUGCCCCUGCCUAGCCAGUUCUCCUGCAGCCCUGAGGAAGACCUGCGGCCAGCCUCCAGAAGACUCAGGUCAGUUUCUGGUGCUGCCUCCGUAGACUGAAUAGGAGGCAUUUCGUCUUUGGUUGGUGGCUAGUGCUGGGCGUCCCUGUGGCGAGAGGAUGGCGGUGCUGCAGCAGCUGGCCCUCCUGCUGUGGAAGAACUACACCUUGCAGAAGCGGAAGGUUCUAGUGACAGUCCUGGAACUCUUUCUGCCCUUACUGUUUUCUGGGAUCCUGAUUUGGCUUCGUUUGAAGAUCCAGUCAGAAAAUGUGCCCAAUGCUACGGUCUACCCUGGUCAGUCCAUCCAGGAGCUGCCCCUGUUUUUCACCUUCCCUCCGCCAGGGGACACCUGGGAGCUCGCCUACAUCCCUUCCCACUCUGAGGCUGCCAAGACCAUCACUGAGACUGUGAGAAAGUCCCUAGUGAUCAACAUGAGAGUGCGUGGCUUUCCCUCUGAGAAGGACUUCGAGGACUACGUUCGGUACGACAACCACUCCUCCAAUGUACUGGCUGCCGUGGUGUUCCAGCUGGCCUCCAACCACAGCAAGGAGCCCCUGCCGCUGGCGGUGAAAUAUCACCUACGCUUCAGCUACACACGAAGGAAUUACAUGUGGACCCAAACUGGCAACUUCUUCCUGAAAAAGACAGAGGGCUGGCACACCACUUCCCUUUUUCCACUUUUCCCAAACCCAGGACCAAGGGAACCUGCAUUCCCUGAUGGUGGGGAACCUGGAUACAUCCGCGAAGGCUUCUUGGCAGUGCAACACGCCGUGGACAAGGCCAUCAUGUACUACCACGCCAAUGCCUCUGCGCAUCAGCUGUUCCAGAAACUCACUGUGGUCGCCAAGAGAUUCCCGUUUCCACCAUUUAUCUCAGACCCCUUCCUUGUUGCCAUCCAGUACCAGCUGCCCCUGCUGCUCAUGUUGAGCUUCACCUACACCUCCCUCUCCAUCAUCCGGGCUGUGGUGCAGGAGAAAGAGAGAAGACUAAAGGAGUACAUGCGCAUGAUGGGGCUGAGCAGCUGGCUGCACUGGAGCGCUUGGUUCCUCAUGUUCUUCCUCUUCCUCCUCAUCGUGGUCUCCUUCAUGACCCUGCUCUUCUGCGUCAAGGUGAAGAAGGACGUGGCAGUGCUCUCAAGCAGUGACCCCUCCCUGGUGCUGGCCUUCCUGCUGUGUUUUGCCAUCUCCUCCAUCUCCUUUAGCUUCAUGGUCAGCACCUUCUUCAGCAAAGCUAACAUGGCAGCAGCCGUUGGCGGUUUCCUCUACUUCUUCACCUAUAUCCCCUACUUCUUUGUGGCUCCUCGGUACAACUGGAUGACACUGACCCAGAAGCUCUUUUCCUGUCUCCUAUCCAAUGUUGCCAUGGCAAUGGGAGCCCAGCUCAUAGGAAAAUUCGAAGCCAAAGGCACGGGCAUCCAGUGGCGAGACCUCCUGAGUCCUGUCAAUGUGGAUGAUGACUUCUGCUUUGGGCAAGUGCUGGGGAUGCUGCUACUGGACUCUGUGCUCUAUGGCCUGGUGACCUGGUAUGUGGAGGCUGUCUUCCCUGGCCAGUUCGGUGUGCCCCAGCCCUGGUACUUCUUCCUCAUGCCCUCCUACUGGUGUGGGAACCCGAGGACAGUUGUUGGGAAAGAAGAAGAAGACAGUGACCCUGAGAAAGCUCUCAGAACCGAGUACUUUGAAGCUGAGCCCGAGGACUUGGUGGCAGGGAUCAAGAUCAAGCAUCUGUCCAAGGUGUUCCAAGUGGGGAAUAAGGACAAGACAGCUGUCAGGGACCUGAACCUGAACUUGUAUGAGGGGCAGAUCACCGUCCUGCUGGGCCACAACGGUGCAGGGAAGACCACCACCCUUUCCAUGCUCACAGGACUCUUUCCCCCUACUAGUGGACGUGCAUAUAUUAGUGGGUAUGAAAUUUCCCAAGACAUGGUUCAAAUCCGGAAGAGUUUGGGCCUGUGCCCCCAGCACGACAUUCUUUUUGACAACCUGACGGUGGUGGAACAUCUCUACUUCUAUGCGCAGUUGAAAGGCCUGUCUCAGCAGAAGUGCCCUGAGGAAGUCAAGCAGAUGCUGCACAUCCUCAAUCUGGAGGACAAACGCAACUCACUGUGCAAGUUCCUGAGUGGAGGCAUGAAACGCAAGCUGUCCAUCGGCAUCGCCCUCAUAGCAGGCUCCAAGGUGCUGAUGCUAGACGAGCCCACCUCAGGCAUGGACGCCAUCUCCAGGAGGGCCAUCUGGGACCUUCUUCAGCAGCAGAAGAGUGACCGCACCAUCCUCCUGACCACCCAUUUCAUGGAUGAGGCUGACCUGCUGGGGGACCGCAUUGCCAUCAUGGCCAAGGGGGAGCUGCAGUGCUGUGGGUCAUCACUGUUCCUCAAACAGAAAUAUGGUGCUGGCUAUCACAUGACGCUGGUAAAGGAGCCACACUGCAACCCUGAAGGCAUCUCCCAGCUGGUGCACCACCAUGUCCCCAAUGCCACACUGGAAAGCAGUGUUGGGGCUGAGCUGUCCUUUAUACUUCCCAAGGAGAGCACGCACAGGUUUGAAAGUCUUUUCACUAAACUGGAAAAUAAGCAGAAGGAAUUGGGCAUCGCCAGCUUCGGGGCCUCUGUCACCACCAUGGAGGAAGUCUUCCUUCGGGUUGGCAAGUUGGUAGACACCAGCAUGGACAUCCAAGCCAUCCAGCUCCCUGCCCUGCAGUACCAGCACGAGAGGCGGGCGAGCGACUGGGCUGUGGACAGCAAUCUGUGCGGAGUGAUGGACCCAACUGACGGCAUCGGCACCCUCAUUGAGGAGGAGCACACUGUGGUCAAGCUCAACACUGGGCUUGCCCUCCACUGCCAGCAGUUCUGGGCCAUGUUCCUGAAAAAGGCCACAUACAGCUGGCGGGAGUGGAAGAUGGUGGCAGCCCAGGUCCUGGUCCCCUUGACCUGCGUCACCCUAGCCCUCUUGGCCAUCAACUAUUCCUCGGAGGUCUUCGAUGAUCCCAGCCUGAAGCUGAGCUUGAGCGAAUAUGGCAGAACUGUGGUGCCCUUCUCAGCUCCUGGCACCUCUCGACUGGAUCAGCAGCUGUCAGAGCUCUUGAGAGACGUGCUGCAGGCCGAGAGGCAGGAGCCCCGCGAGGUGCUGGGUGACCUGGAGGAGUUCCUGGUUUUCAGGGCAUCAGUAGAAGGAGGCGGCUUUAAUGAGCGGUGCCUGGUGGCAACAUCCUUCAGAGAUGUGGGAGAGCGGACAGUGGUCACCGCCUUAUUCAACAACCAGGCCUACCACUCCCCAGCCACCGCCCUGGCCAUCGUGGACAACCUUCUAUUCAAGCUGCUGUGUGGCCCUCGGGCCUCCAUCGUGGUCUCCAACUACCCCCAGCCCCGGAGUGCCCUACAGGCUGCCAAGGACCAGUUCAAUGAGGGCCGAAAGGGGUUCGACAUUGCCCUCAAUUUGCUAUUUGCCAUGGCAUUCCUGGCCAGCACCUUUUCCAUCCUGGCAGUCAGUGAGAGGGCCGUCCAGGCCAAGCAUGUCCAGUUUGUGAGCGGUGUCCAUGUGGCUACUUUCUGGUUCUCUGCUCUGCUAUGGGACCUCAUCUCCUUCUUGGUCCCUGCUCUGCUGCUGUUGGUGGUGUUCAGAGCCUUCGAUGUUCGCGCCUUCACACGGGAUGGACACAUGGCUGACGUGCUGCUGCUGCUUAUGCUCUAUGGCUGGGCCAUCAUCCCCUUUAUGUACCUCAUGAGCUUCUUCUUCUCGGGCGCAUCCACUGCCUACACCAGGCUGACCAUCUUCAACAUUCUGUCAGGCAUCGCCACCUUCCUAGUGGUCACCAUCAUGCGCAUCCCAGCAGUGAAGCUCGAAGAACUUUCCAGAACCCUGGAUCACGUGUUCCUGGUGCUGCCCAACCACUGUCUGGGGAUGGCUGUCAGCAGUUUCUAUGAGAACUAUGAGACACAGCGGUACUGCACCUCCUCAGAGGUCGCCGCCCACUACUGCAAGAAAUACAAUAUUAAGUACCAGGAGAACUUCUUCGCCUGGAGCGCCCCAGGGGUUGGCAGGUUCAUGACCUCUAUGGCUGCCUCAGGGUGUGCCUACCUCACCCUGCUCUUCCUCAUUGAGACCAACCUGCUGUGGAGACUGAGGACCUUUAUCUGUGCCUUCCAGAAGAGGUGGACAUUGGAAGAAUUGCACAACCGGACAUCAGUGCUUCCUGAGGACCAGGAUGUGGCAGAUGAGAGGAGCCGAGUCCUGGCCCCUGGCCUGGACAUCCUGCUGCACACGCCUCUGACAAUCAGGGAGCUCUCCAAGGUGUAUGAGCAGCAGGUGCCCCUCCUGGCUGUGGACAGGAUCUCCCUCACUGUCCAGAAAGGGGAGUGUUUUGGCCUGCUGGGCUUCAACGGAGCCGGGAAAACCACGACAUUCAAGAUGUUGACUGGGGAGGAGCCCAUCACCUCAGGGGAUGCCUUCGUUGAGAGCUACAGCAUCAGCUCUGACAUUGGGAAGGUGCGGCAGCGGAUGGGCUACUGUCCCCAGUUUGAUGCCCUGUUGGAUCACAUGACUGGCCGGGAGAUGCUGGUCAUGUAUGCUCGGCUCCGAGGCAUCCCUGAGCACCUCAUUGACCCCUGCGUGGAGAACACACUGCGAGGCCUGCUCCUGGAGCCACAUGCCAAUAAGCUGGUCAGGACCUACAGUGGUGGUAACAAGCGCAAAUUGAGCACUGGCAUCGCCCUCAUUGGAGAUCCUGCAGUCAUCUUCCUGGAUGAGCCAUCCACUGGCAUGGACCCCGUGGCUCGGCGCCUGCUCUGGGACACUGUUGCCCGGGCCCGCGAGUCUGGCAAGGCCAUUGUCAUCACCUCCCACAGCAUGGAAGAGUGUGAGGCCUUGUGCACCCGGCUGGCCAUCAUGGUGCAGGGUCAGUUCAAGUGCCUGGGAAGCCCACAGCACCUCAAGAGCAAGUUUGGCAGCGGCUACUCCCUGCGGGCCAAAGUCCGAAGUGAAGGGCAGCAGGAGGCACUGGAGGAGUUCAAGGCAUUUGUGGACCUGACCUUCCCAGGCAGUGUCCUAGAAGAUGAGCACCAAGGCAUGGUCCACUAUCACCUGCCUGGUGGCAACCUCAGCUGGGCCAAGGUUUUUGGUAUCCUGGAGAAAGCCAAGGAGAAGUAUGGAGUGGAUGACUACUCAGUGAGCCAGAUCUCACUGGAGCAAGUCUUUCUGAGCUUUGCCCACCUACAACCCCCCACUGCAGAGGAGGGACGAUGAGGAGCCGUCUGCUGCCUCCAGGGCACUAGGCAGGGACUGGAC